Messenger RNA from Dermatophagoides farinae (American house dust mite), 2965 nucleotides. Lineage: Eukaryota; Metazoa; Arthropoda; Arachnida; Sarcoptiformes; Pyroglyphidae. The record is from RefSeq and is a predicted model, not a curated record.
AUUGUUCAACAACAGUGUUUGUUUGUUUUGUAAAUAUUCUAUCUAUCUAUUAUAUUAUUAUAUGUACCAAAUAUAUGUUUGUAAUAAUGACGAUUGUCAUUUCGGACAUUGUCAAUCAAACAUUAUUGUUGUCAAUGUUCAACAACAACAACAACAACAACAACAAUGACGACGACAACAGUAGUGGAAAUGAAAAUCUGAUCAAAUCAUCAUCAACAUCAGUGAUUUCAUCAGCUAAUCAACAUAUAUUGACAAAGCCUUUAUUUUAUUUACUACAAACUAAACAUGAUGAUGAUUUAUCUAUUGUCGAAACAAAAUAUCAGAAUGUUAAUUUAUCAUCAUCAACAACACGACGACGACGACGACAAUCGAUACGAAUUUAAUAUAUUUUGCCAAUUCAAGUGAUCUUGAAUUAGCCAUUGGUCCGGCACGUGAUUCAAGUUAUAUAGUCAUUUUAAUGACCAUUGUCUAUGUAGCCAUAUUAAUUACCGGUGUAUCUGGUAAUCUAAUCACAUGUUUAGUAAUUGCACGUAAACGUUAUUUACAUACAGCAACCAAUUAUUAUCUAUUCAGUUUAGCUGUAUCUGAUCUAUUAUUAUUGAUACUUGGUCUACCUCAUGAUCUAGUAUUAUUAUGGCAAAAAUAUCCAUAUGUUUUUAGUGAAUGGUUUUGCGUGAUUCGUGGUCUAUCAUCAGAAUUGUCAACAAAUGCAUCAAUAUUAACGAUUAUUGCAUUUACAAUUGAAAGAUAUAUUGCCAUUUGUCAUCCAUUACGUUCACAUACGACCUUAAAAUUGGCCCGUGUUGUUAAAACGAUUAUUAUUAUCUGGAUUAUAAGUGCUCUCUGUGCAUUACCUAUUGCUUAUGAAUUUGGUAUCGUACAAGUUCUUGAUGAUGAAGGCCAUCCAUUUCCUGGUAGUGAUCAAUGUGCAGUGAAACAUUUAUUAUAUGAAUAUAUAUUUGAAAUUGCAACGAUGGUAUUUUUUGUUAUACCAAUCUGUAUAAUAACCAUAUUGUAUAUAUUGAUUGGAUUAAAAUUACGAGCUUCAUCUAAAAGUGUUCAUCAUACUGUUAAUAAUAAUUAUCAAAAUCAAACAAAAUCAAUUAAUGAUCAUAAUAAUGAUGCUGAUGAUGAAUAUAAAAAUAGAUUAAAAGAUAAUAUAAAUAAUAAAAGUUUCAUACAUGGUCGAUGGCGAUCAUCCGGUAAAUGUAAUAGUAAUAGUAGUAGUGGUGGUGGUGGUGGUGGCGGUGCCGGUGGCGGUGUUAAUCGAAUCAAAUUUUCAUUUCAUACUCCUAAUCAUAAUCAUAAUCAUCAUCAUCAUCAUCAUCAAUCACAAAAUACAAAUGAUAAAAUACUAACGAUAUCCGGUUCCGGUAAUUUAAACCCUAGUUUGGGUGUUGUCACUACUAGUGGUGGUGGUGGUGCAUCAUCAUUAUCAUCAACACAAUCAUCACCAUUACAUACUACAAAUGGAAAUAAUAGUAAAAAUGACCAUCAACAACAACAACAACAUUCACCAUUACCACCACCAUCGCCAUCAUCACCAUCAACAACAACAACACAUGCAUUACAACAUUCAAUGUCAAUGUCUGUUCGAAGACAGAAUGCAUCAAGACGAGCUGUCAUUAAAAUGCUUGUGGCCGUUGUAAUUGCAUUCUUUUUUUGUUAUUCACCAUUUCAUGCACAACGUGUAAUGGCCAUUGUGAUGGCACGUAAUAAUGUUAAAGAUGAAUAUUUUAUUCAAAUAUUCACCCUAUUAACACAUAUAUCCGGUAUAACAUAUUAUCUAUCAUCAACAAUUAAUCCAAUAUUAUAUCAGAUAAUGUCAAAAAAAUUCCAAUUGGCAUUAAGAGAAACAUUACCAUGCUGUUUCUAUAUAUUUUGUUUUUUUCGCCAUCAACGUCAUCAUCAUCAUCAUCAACAACAACAACAACAACAACGAAAUACGACUGGACAAUCAAGUACAAUGGCAAGUGGAUUUCGUAGUUCAAAAUAUCAUCAUUCACAACAACAUCAACAUCAACAGCAGCAGCAGCAAGACAAAGAUCAUCAACAACAAUUUUAUCCACGUUCAGAAACAUUACAAUCAUUGGAUGUUAAUUUCAAUGUAAAUAAAUCAUUAAAAUAUCAAAAACAACAACAGCAGCAGCAGCAGCUACAACAAAAUUCUGAACAACAAUCAUCAACAACAACAUUCAAUCCGGAUGAUAUGGAUUUAUCAAACUAUUGUAAUUCAUCAUCAAUAAUUUCUAAUCGUUAAUUUAAAAUGUUUGUGUUUUAUCCAACAUUGAUUCAUGAAUAAUUUCCACAAUGGCAGCCGUUUUAUUCGCUGUUGUUGUUGUGGAUUUUGGAAUCCUAUCGGAAUAUAUCGUCAGUCAUCAUCAAUGAAGAUCAAUACUCUGAUUCGUCAAGUCUUUUUGUCGUUAUUGUUUGGCUGUUUGAAGUUGACAAAUAAUUCUGCUUGUUGGUCAAGUUUUUGCUACUUGUGAUCCGUUUUUUUUGUGUUGUCACCAUUAUUUUUCUUGUUAUUGUUUGACUUCAUUUUUUUAUUGUUGUUCAUCAAUUUGAAAGCAAAAUUCUGUUAAAAAAAUCUGAUCACGAAUAUAACAAAGACUACGGAUAACCAAACAACAACAACAACCAUUUUCAAUAAAGCAACAACAAACUAGAAUUUAAGGUGACGAAUAAAAAAAAAUAUUGGAAAAAUAUCAGAUUUCUUUCUUCGAGAAUGACCAACAAAACAAAACAAAACAAAAAACAGUCAAACAAACACCGAAUAUAGUGGAAUCAAAUUGCUGAUACUUGAUCAUCAUUAUAUUUAGAUGCUUGUUUCAUAAAUACCAUAUACGUGGAAAAAAACGGAAGUGGAAUCCUAUACCGAAACGAAAUAGCGAAAGAAAAAUUCACAAAUAUCGUUCCAUAUAUAUAUAUUUAUUAUCGUUCAACAUUUAUUUUUCUAUUAUUA